This is a messenger RNA of [Torrubiella] hemipterigena, 1888 nucleotides long. The record is from the annotation of a GenBank genome assembly. NCBI's taxonomy places the organism in Eukaryota, Fungi, Ascomycota, Sordariomycetes, Hypocreales, Clavicipitaceae.
UGAGGAUACAACCAAAGAAUUGUUCUGUCGUCAAGUAUACAUCCCGGAUGAUAGGAGCUUAGAUAUCUCUCCGCCAGGAGCAUUUUGCUUGUAAGCACACAGGAGGUGUUGGAGAUUGCCCUAAACGACAAGCUGGAGAUACCUAUCUUGUGGUGAUGAAUGGGCUUGAUGAAGUAACAGAGCCUUGUGAGCUGGUUUGUCGAGUCGGGGACGAUACCGAGCGAGGAUUCCGAAUGCGACAUCUAUUUCGCCGGCGAGAUGUCGACUCGGCCGCAUCCAAUGCUCGCCCAAACGAGCUAGUGUACUCGGAAACGUUUGUCACUAUAUCAGAAGCGAGGAUCAUAAGCCCCUGCAAAGUCCGAUUCUUUCUUCCAGGUGAAGAGGUUUGCACGCCAUAUGACCGCGAUGGGACGGCCUGCUGUUUCUUCAUAACUCAUCGAAUGACAGAUGUGCCACCCCUGGAAUUCAUCGAAAUCAGCCAAGUCCCAGAAUCUUUUAAACAGGGAUAUGAACCGAAUGAUACGGCUAUACCCAAGUUGAAGGGCCUAGACUUGUUCUGUGGAGGAGGCAACUUUGGACGCGGCCUUGAAGAGGCCGGUUUCAUGGACUAUAACUGGGCAAACGACAUCAGUCACGACGCUAUGCGAACAUAUAUGGCCAACGUCAAGCCCGGGUCAAGAAUCAAGCCAUUUGUUGGGUCAAUUGAUGAUCUUGUGGCAUCCACACUCAAAGGAACGUCUCGUGACAAUAUACCAUCCAUCGGUGAGGUCGAUUUCAUUUCUGGUGGGAGUCCGUGUCAAGGUUUCUCGGCCCUGACAAAUGACAAGACCGCUGACGUACAGCUGAAAAACCAGUCCCUGGUUGCGGCAUUUGCAUCUUGCGUUGAUAUCCAUCGACCAAGAUAUGGCGUCUUGGAGAAUGUUACGGGAAUCAUUCAAAACAAUCAACAUCGUGGUCGUGAUGUUUGUAGCCAGCUUAUAUGUGCUCUCGUCGGCAUGGGCUACCAGUUGCGUCUAUGCUAUACGGAAGCAUACUCAUUUGGUGCAUCUCAAAGGCGUGGACGUAUAUUUAUAGUGUUUACAAGAGGCGGUCUUGAAUUGCCGAAGCCACCAUUAGAGAGUCACACAACCCCUCCGACAGGCUAUGUCCGGAGCUUUGGACGACUUCCUACCGGCGAGGGAAUGAUUCAACCUGGCGACGAUAGACCUCGGCCGUUUAGAUUCCGAAGCGCGCGUGAAGAGUGCAAAGACCUGCCACCUAUCCAUGAUGGCAAGGUUGAUAUAUGUGUGCCAUUUCCUGACCAUCGCAUCCCCAUCGGUAUGACAGACACGCUGCAGCGGCGAGUUGUGCGAAUUCCAAUCUGUCCCUAUGGGAUGAACUUUUCCAAGGCAUUCUACGGCGAAGGUGGAGUGAAUGGGGCGAAACCUGUAAUCCCAUAUUCAGAUGGUACAGUGUUUUCAGACAGUCUCCAUGUCCAUUCGAGCAAGACGGCGCUGAACGUGUCGCGUCAGUCCAACAUGCUGGGGCGCAUGUAUCCAGAUCGUCUCAUCGAGACAAUUGUGACAAAAUGCAGCCCAAUGGACGCCAAACAUGGGAGGGUUUUACAUUGGGAAGAGCCUCGUGUCAUUAGCUUGAUGGAAGCUCGUAGAGCCCAAGGGUUCCGGGACGAGGAGAUCAUAUUGGGCACGCCAGACCAAGCAUAUCGGAUUGUGGGCAACAGCGUUCCCCGACAAGUGGCACUGGCGCUUGGGGUGUCCUUUGCCGAUGCGCAUAGGACGAAGCUUGAGAUUGAAUUGGGUAACCCGGCUGCAAAUAGCUAUGAUACUGACAAGGGCAAAAAAUUGGUGCGGCGACACCCGGAUGGGAGCUCGGAGGAAGCCGAGUAACG